UAGCUUACACAGUAACUCGUUUAACGUUUAGAUAAGAUUUUGUCGUUUACAUUAUUGUUAAUCUAAAAUGUUUAACUGUAAACUUAAAAAUAUUUUCUCCUUUUUAGCAUUAAACAAACAAUAAUUAAAAAACUAUUUAAAUUUGCUGUUUUUAAUCACAUAGUAAAUAAAUUGAGUUUUGAUUAAUUUGAAUGAUAAUUGAGUCAGCAGAGUUCGCUGAAGGCACAUUAUGUUAAGAAUAACCCAGCGAGAAGUGCAUCUCAUAAGCCAAGAGCACACAUACGUGAAAGUUUUGUAAAGCGUUUUUUAUCACGUUGGUAUGACAACAAUCUAAUAGUGCAUUUUAUCUAACAAACAAUUCCUACAGAAUAUAAAAGUUUAAAUUUUAAGCAUUGUGAGUUUUUAUCGAAAUAAAAUUUAAAAAUGAUGUACGGUGGGAAAUAUCCAAAACCAAUACCUCCAAAAUCUGAACCUAUGCAUUUCAAUAAAACAUACAAAGGACCUGUUCCAUAUUCUUACGCUAUGUUAGCUAAACAACCAGGAAGUGAUUAUAGAAUUCGUCUUCGUGAAAUGGAACGAAAUCGUAUCGAAAAAUCGAGGAUACAAAAUGAAGAAGAUUUCAAAAAUUUAAUUCGGAAUGCACAACAUAAAAAAUUAAUCGAAGUAGCAGAUAGAAAAUGCCUUUAUAAUCAAAUAAAAAGAAUGGUCGAAUGUGGAAUGAAAGCUAAUGAACAUUUAUUUAUGGAAAAGCGUUCAGAACCAGAACCAGUAAAAGAAAUAGAAGAAAUAUCAAUUAAUCCUGUUGAAAACAUGAAAGCAAAAACAGAAAUAUUAAAAAAACAAAAAGAAGAAGAAGAGAAAAAGAUUGUUGAAGAGAAAAGAUUACAAAUGUUUAUAGAAAACUCUGAAGACUUAAGAUCUGCAGCAAUAGCCAAACGACAAAGAGAAAUUUCAGAUAUAAAUUAUAAAAUCAUAUUAGAGAGAGAAAAAUUGAAAAAAGAACAAAAAAUCAAACAAAAAGAGAUUAAUAAUGCCAAACAUUUAGAAAAUAUUUGUCAAAAAGCUGCUGAAGAACAAGAAUUAAGAAGAAAAAAUUUUGAGAAGAAAUUGAAUUUAAAAAAAUUAUUGACAGAGCAAGUUGAACAAAAAGCUUACCAGCAAAAAAAAGAAAAAGAAAUGAAAAAAGUCGAACAAGAAGAAUUAAAGAAGAUAAUGAAUGAAUUACUGGAAAAAGAAGAAAAUGAAAAAAUAGAGCGAAUAAAAAAACAUAAAAAAAGAGUUGAAGAAAUAAAACAAUUCACUGAAACCAGAUCAAAUUUAUUAUUGAAAAAAAACCAUGCUUCUGAAAUUUUUGAUGAAACAUUUGCUUUGACUAUGCGACAAAAUAUACAAAACGAUACCAUAGAUAAAAUGGAAGCAAAGGUGAAAAUAAAACAUGAAAACGAAUUAUUUAUGAAUCAGCAAAAUGCAAUUAAAGAAGAGCGAAAAAGGCAAAAUGAAGAAAUUUCAAGAAUAGUAUCAAACCAAAUGAAGGAAAUUGAAAAAAUGAAACACCUUGCUCAACAAGAAUUAGACACAUCACGAAAGAAACGUAUUGAAGAAAGUUACAGAAUAUUACAAGAGCAAAUAGAAUACCAAAAAAAACGGCUAGAACAAGAAAAUAAUAUAAAACGUCAACUUUACGAAAAAUCAAUAAAAGACCAUGAAGAUUAUUUAAAAAAUGAAAAAAAACAAUUGGAAAAUAAAAUAAAAUCAAAAUUUCAAUUUAGAAAUGAAUUGACUAAUCAAAUUGAAUUUAGAAAAAAUAUUAUAGAGGAACAAAGGAAACUUGAUUUAGAAAAUCAUAAAAAAUAUUUGGCUGAAAUUGAAAAACAAGAAGAGCUACUUCAAAGUCUUCUAAAAAAAUUGCAGCUAAAACAUUAGAUAGUAAUGCGUAUAAUAGAAAUGCUUUAUUUUUUAUCAAAAUAUGUUUCUUUUUAAUAGUAUAACAAUGUGUUUUCUUUA
Daktulosphaira vitifoliae (grape phylloxera) is the source of this 2004-nucleotide messenger RNA. RefSeq names its product trichohyalin-like. The transcript is spliced from 10 exons. The record is from RefSeq and is a predicted model, not a curated record. The coding region runs from base 424 to 1923 and encodes 499 amino acids. NCBI's taxonomy places the organism in Eukaryota, Metazoa, Arthropoda, Insecta, Hemiptera, Phylloxeridae.